UGGACAGCGGAACUCUGAGAUCGGAUCGUGAUUUUUCUGGUUCUGGUGCUAAGACUACGAAACGAAGUAGUGACCUGUGAACUGGAGUACCGUUGAAAUUGAUGUGAUUAACCAAAUAAUGUACCACUUAUACAAAUCUAACUCACGAAGCAUUCGCAACUUUUGUACUAUUGUUAAAAAACCACCACUGCAAAGUUCCACAGGCAAUCAGAGACUUGUGCCUUUGAAGAGCACUACAUCAAAAAUUGAUUCCAGUAUAUUGCCCCCCAAAACCAAAGUAGAUGCUGCUACAAUAGCGUUACUAGAACGACUGUCUCUUGUUGAUUGUGAAAGCAGAGAAGCCAUCAAAACAUUGGAAGCUGCAUUGGAAUUUGCUGAUCAGAUAUUGCAAGUUGAUACAACAAAUAUUGAACCCCUAGUUUCUGUCUUAGAAGAUAAACCUUUGCAUUUGAGAGAAGACAAGGUUAAUGAGGGUAAUUGUAAAGAUAGUAUACUAAAAAAUGCAGCUUUAACUGAAGAGGAUUAUUUUGUGGCACCUCCUGGAAAUAUACCUUUAGAAACUAGAGAGGAUCUUUUGACUGAUAUUGAAGAUAUCAAUCAUGCUAAAUAAAAUACUAGAAUUAGCAUCUAAAAAUGGUCUUCUCAAAAAAACUCUUUUGCCCAAAGUUAAGAUAGAUCAGUUCAACAUUGGGCCUAUUGGUUUACUGUUGCAAAACAACCUGAAGUUGGAAUGGUUUUACAAUGUCAUUAUAAACAAAGACAUUACAGUAUUUCCAAGUGAUAAUAACAUGUCUGACACCUUUGAUUAUGCCAAAGAUUUCUGUUCACAGAAACUGCCAUUUGGAAUUGCUGAAAUGAAGGCCUAUAAAAAAUCUUAUAACUCUGAUGAAAUCAUUGAAUAUUAUAAGAAAGCUAUAGAUACUGAAAAAUUGUGUUUUGAAGAUUUGCUCAGACAUGAAGAAAAUAUGUUGAUGAAAUGUACUAUUUUUAUUACACCAAAUAAUUCUACAUCAUUUUUCCACCAGUGGCAGAGACAGAGAAGAAUGUGGUGGCGUAAGUUUUCAGCCUCACCAGGUAAGUAUUCUUUGAGUGAUAUCAGAAGUGAAGAGGAUGGUACACAAUUUGUAGAAAUAUCUGCAAAGUAUGACUGGGGAUCACAAUCUCUAGAGACUCUGGUUCUUGAUAAACAAGACAGAAAUUAUAGCAGCAAUCAACUACAGUUCAAAGAAAAGAAGUUCAUGCAAGCACACACAAUAACCAGUCAGGUUAAUUUAUCUACAAUACUCCUUAACUCAAUUUGUGAUGCAUUUGAUGAAGCUCCAUUCCAAGACAAAAAGAGGCUUUUGUUUAGAUUUCAUAGAAAACUGGCUCCUUAUAAAAUCAGCUUUGCAUUAUCUGGAUCCAAUCAAGCAUCACUAGCAGAACUCAAUGAUCUAGCAAUGUACUUAUGCAAACAGCUCAGAUCAAAUCACAUCUCAACUUUAUUCAUACCAAAUUCAUCAAGACUGACUCUAGACUCACAAUACCAACAAUAUGACCAACUGGGAAUUCCCUACACUGUGCUACUAAAUGGAAAUACCCUGAAAAAUGGUAUAAUUAGCUUGAGGAGCCGAGACACAACUUUAAAGGAGCAAAUUCAUGUGACAGAGCUAGUGCCCUAUGUGGAAAAGUUGUACAGAAACUAUUAAUUAAUGUAAAUAUUUAUGAGGUGAUCUAUUCAACAUGGUUAAUAUGUUUUUUUUAGGGUAAUACAACAACCUUUGAAAUACUAUGAUUUUUUU
Phaedon cochleariae (mustard beetle) is the source of this 1781-nucleotide messenger RNA. NCBI's taxonomy places the organism in Eukaryota, Metazoa, Arthropoda, Insecta, Coleoptera, Chrysomelidae. The record is from the annotation of a GenBank genome assembly.